Pogona vitticeps (central bearded dragon) is the source of this 2741-nucleotide messenger RNA. Its product is annotated as centromere protein H. Gene Ontology annotation, molecular function: kinetochore binding. The record is from RefSeq and is a predicted model, not a curated record. Gene Ontology annotation, biological process: kinetochore assembly; mitotic spindle organization; chromosome segregation. Gene Ontology annotation, cellular component: nucleus; kinetochore. NCBI's taxonomy places the organism in Eukaryota, Metazoa, Chordata, Lepidosauria, Squamata, Agamidae.
GCGACUCCGCGUAGCCGGCGCGUUCUUUUCCCCAGCCCUGAGAAGGGAGCGCCGUGGCCUUCGAUGGAAUAAUAAAAAAAAAGGGCAACGGAGCUCAGGCCGGAGCAAUCGAUCGCCGUUGCCCUCAGUGACGUCACGGGAGGAGGCGGCGGGCGGUUUGAAAGCGGAGGCGGCUCCGAGCGCGUCCGCGGGAAGGAAGCGGAGGUCCUUGCUAUCCGCCGCCGUCGCUGGCCGUCGAGAUGGAAGCGCCGGGUGGCAGCCACAGCUCGGCCGGUUGCCGGGAUACACCGGUGGGACCGGCCGCCACCCUCAGCGGCUCCUUGGACGAGCCGGCGGGAGAAGGAGCUGGAAGACUCCUGACCGAGGAACGGGAGAAGAAGCCGGACCUACUCACGCUGUUCCGUGUGAAGGAACAAAUUAAACAACAUCUUAUGGAAUAUAAUACAACAAUUAAUGCAAAUGAAGAAAGCUUUCCUGAUCAAGUUAUAGAUGAAAAGAUAAUCGAAUGUUCUAUAGAAGACUUGGAAAAAGAAAUGGAGGAGGUGAAGAUAUCAUACCAAAACAAAACCUUGGCAUUACAAAGGAUUCAAAUCACUGAUGCCCUAAGAAACAAACUGAAGAACAAUGACGAGGAUUCCAGUAGGUACAUCUGGAAUACUAUAAAACACAUCAUGAUGCUUAGUACCACAAUACUUCAAUUACAACAGCAAUCACGUGAAUUGGAAGAAAAACUGAAUGAAGUUAAGCAGAGCAGACUGGCACUGAAGCGAGCUGGAGAAUGCAAAUUAACACAAAUACAUGAUAUGAAAAGAAAACGAAGAGAGGAACUGGAAAACAUGGAAGUGGGUGAAAUGCUGAAGAAGGUCCGUAGAAAUCUGCAACAGGAAAUUCAAAUGACUACACUGAUUCAAAACAUUUUCCAGAAUCUCAUUAUUGGAAGUGGAGUUAAUUGGGCAAAGGAUCCAGCUCUGAAGGACGUUGUUCUGCAACUGGAAAAGAACGUGACUGCAAUCUGAAGAAUCAGCAAUGCUUUAUUGCACUUUCCAGAACUUGCUAAUUCAGAGGAUAAACAGUUGUUUGACAAGCUAUUUUAAUGAAUGAUAUGUGUACUUAGAGUUGAAUAUCUGUAAAGAACACAUUGUAUUGCAGUGAAUAGAGACAUCACAGCUCAAAGGAGGUUUGUGGUGGUUAAUUUAAGGGCUAGAUUUAUGAGGUUUACCUUGGAAUUGUCAAUACAACCAUAUUUGGUGGUCUGUUAAUGAGAAAUACUGUGACUACAGAAUCCUCAGUUUCUGGAACAAUUCUUGGCCUUUGCUGUAGGGCAAAGUCAGAAUAUUAUGUAUGCUACAUGUACUGGGAAAAAACAAAGUAUAUCAGUGUUUUUUUGUUUGUUUUUCUAAUUUGAAAAAGUUAUAGUUGUUCACUUACAUCAUACACACACAUUGAAGCAGCUAAAAUUUUGUUAAACUGACUAGUUAUAGUUAUCGUUGAAUAAUUUCACUAAACUUUGAAAGUUACCAUAACUAUACUGCUGUUGUUCUUCUGCAUUUCAGCCUGAUUUUUGGCUAACAGACUUACCACCAAAACAUAUCCUUAAAUAAGGUGGCUAAUCUCCAUGUCUAGGCCCAUGUCCUUCUGACACAUGUUGCAAGAUAAACCAUUACUCAUUGCAGCCAUGGCCCUCCAGUACAAGAUAGGUUUCUAUCAGUCUGGUCAAGUUGGCUUGAAACUAGCACCGGUAUUUUAAGCAAAUCACCAGAAACAGCUUAUGUGAGAAUAAUAAUGUAAUCUAGAUAGUGGAAUGCUCGUGUAAGGUAUACAUGAGAGUGACAAUACCUGGCAUAACUUUUUGUGAGAAAAUCAAUAGAAAUGAUAUGAUUAACCAGUUAUAUUAUCUGAAAACAGGACAGAGGAGUGAUGGUAGAAUAGUUUCAUCUUCAUUAUGAUUUCAUUUGAAAAGCAGAUGAUUAAAUAUUGUCCAAACAGAGAUGGGGCCAAUAAUUCAAGGCAAAGGUGUAACGAUGGUUCUUUAUGUUGAUGCUCUUUUUUAAUUAUUUUUUUGAAAGAGAAAGAAAAAUACAAAUUCAAUGCUGGUGGGAAAGGAAGCAGGAAAUCAGAUGGAGCUCUUAUGAAAAAUCUCAUGGGAAUUCUGAUAUGUCAGGGCAGAAAAGGUUUUCUUGAUCCCUUAAGGGCAUUUUACAGAAGUCCCCAAAAGAGACUUUUUAUAAUGGAACUUGCAUUCCUUCUACAAGACAACAGAACACUCAGGUCUCUCACUACAAAUUAGUAGGUAGCAUUGUGACACUUGGUCAGAGUGGAAUCCGGGUGUUGCUAAGUCUCUUCUAACACGCGUUCUCAGACUAAAUUGAGUAUUUUGAUUCCGGGCUGUUAAAAGACUAAAAAAUGGGGGGGGGGAUGGUGGUUCCAGUUGCCCCUUGAAAUACAAGCUGUACCUAGAAUGAGCAGACUGCCAAAAGGGGGAAAUCUGUCCAUCAAUUGGAAAGGUUUUGCCUUCUGUGUCUUAUCUGCUUGGGAAGGAAUUUUCAAGGCCAAAAACUCAGUCCUGGUCCAAGCUAAUUAACAAACCAAUUUCUACAGGAAUGAAGGGAGAGAGGGAGAGUGAAAUCACUUUGGAGAUGUUGCUCUCUUUGAAAAGAUUCGAGGUAAUUUGAGACUUGAUUGGUGAAUUCCCUCCAAAGGUCUAGAAAAUGGAAUGGUGGAAUAAAAAUGGAGUGAGUUUG